This is a messenger RNA of Xenopus laevis (African clawed frog), 4668 nucleotides long. RefSeq names its product PABIR family member 2 L homeolog (gene pabir2.L). The coding region runs from base 1216 to 2220 and encodes 334 amino acids. NCBI's taxonomy places the organism in Eukaryota, Metazoa, Chordata, Amphibia, Anura, Pipidae. Gene Ontology annotation, molecular function: protein serine/threonine phosphatase inhibitor activity. The transcript has 12 exons. The record is from RefSeq and is a predicted model, not a curated record.
UGUAUUACAUAUACUUUACACAGAUUUUAAUGACACAUGAAAUUAUUGUGUAAAAUACUAGAAUGCUUGCUUUGCUUAAGAUGAAGCCCUGAAAGAAAAGACACACGUAAGGGCUAGUUUUUUAAAAUGUGGCCAAUUUUUCGCCAGGGUUUUUUCUCUCAUAAUAAAUUUAGUAUUCAUAUUUAUUUGAGUGUGACAAUUUUUACAAUAUUUCCGAUUAUUUACUAAUACAUUUUUUAACAUAAAACAGUUAAUCUGUGCUGAGAUCCUAUCUUAUAACAAUGUCAUUUUUAUGUAUUCUAUUAAAAAACUGAAUCAAAAUGUAGCUAUGUGAAUUGUGAUUAUAAUAAACAUGUAGAUUUGAUAUGAUUGUCUCAAGUUUUAGUUAAAAAGAGGCGGCUAUUGGGCAUCAGAAAAUUUCUACUCAACUUUUCCAUGUAUCAAACCAAUUCAUGUAUUAGUAAAUGGGCCCUAAAUUGGGUUUUGUUCUCUUAACAAAAUGUCCCUCGUGCUUCAACACUUGGCACUAAUAAACGCCUUGUUUGUGUAAAUGUGGGCACAUAUGACCUGAAUGAGCCUUACAUUUUAGCUGCAAUUAUUAGUUGGAACCAGCUGCUUUUGCACUAACUAAAUAUAUAGCUUUGUAAAUAAAACCAGUACAUACUCAUAGGGACCAAGAAGCAUAACUAACAAUAAAGUUACCAUUAAACAAAGUCACACGAAAUAAAAAUAGAGUUUCUACGGUUUUAUAACCGGUUCCAGUUUCUUACAGUGGCCUUCCUACAGCGCUCUACCUGUAACUGGGGAGUUGGGUUUUGUGCGCAUGCGCCUGAGGCUGCGCGCAAGUUCUGCACAGGCUUGGGCCUGAACUGCUACUUAGCUGCUCAGCUUUGGAACGGAAUAAGGCGGGAGGAGGAGGAGGCUGCGGCGGCGGGGUUGCACGAUCCGUAGGACUUUCCCGGGCUAUGGGGCUCUGGCUGGAUUCAGGCUGGAGUCUCCGUUCGGUCGGUGGGGCCUAAGCGGGGAGCCCGAGGGAGGGAUAUGAGCCAGUGAGGGAAGGAGGGGAGAAGCCGGCGCUAACUCUCCGCUCACACCCCCAGGAGAAGCCGGGGAGCGACGCCACCAUGGCACAGGAGAAAAUGGAGCUGGACCUCGAAAUGCCGGGGCCCCCGAGUGAUGGGAAUCUGAGGAGGUCUAAUAGCGCCCCUCUCAUCAAUGGCCUCAGUGUUUGUGUCUUUCAGUGACAAUUCACAGGUGUUUCAGACAGAUGUUAUAAGAGCGCGUCGGAACAGUACCACUGUAGUGAAUCGUCAGAGUCUGAUGCCAGCAUCUUCCCCUAUUUGCAUUCCCAGCAGCAGACUUUAUCAGCUCAAAAGGGAAGAAACUUUGGAUGUCAUGGACCGAGAAACAGCUAGGGAAAGGGAAGUGCAAACAUCGAUGCAGAUGAUUGUGUCCUGGGAGGAAAGCUUUAACUUGAGUGAUAGUGAUCUUGAGAAAAUAGAAAAAACUUCAUCUCCAAAGCGCAUUGACUUUAUCCCAGUAUCUCCGGCUCCGUCACCUCCAAGAGCUAUUGGAAAGCAAUGUUUCUCUCCAUCUUUACAAAUGUUUGUGAGCAGUAAUGGGCUGCCCCCGAGUCCUAUCCCCAGUCCUACAAGGCGUUUCUCAACCAAAAGAAGCCGGAGUCCUGUCAACUAUAUACGCCCAAGUGCAUUUGGCCCUAUUAAAAGGAAAGUUUUAGGCGAGAUGGAGAUGGAAGUGGAAAAUCAACCAAAGAGACUUUUUCAGGGGACCACAAACAUGCUUUCUUCUGAUGUCGCCCAGAUGUCCUACUUCAGCUGCCUGUCUUCAGAUCUUGAAAGCAGCAGCAGUAUCAGCUCAUCAUGUGACUCUGUGGCAAAGGAAAGCAGUGUGACCAAUUCUUCAGCAGCCUGCUCAAGCUCCUUCUCUUCAUUCAUGUCACUGGAAGAUCUAUCCCCAAAGGUAUUGCUCUCUGGUCUCUCCAACAGGAACAUUAUCCCUAUGAUCCAGUACAACCAGAGCUUCUGUUUAAUUCCUACCCUCUCAAUGCACAAUCUUGUGAAUGCAACGCUUGAAUUACCUUCCAUUCUGCCUUUGACAGUUGAUCCAGAGGAAGGCAAAAAAUCCCAUCUGAAGCCUCUUCAAUUUGCCUCAGAUUGGGGAAAAAAUUCCUUCCUGACUCCAAAAUGGCAAUCGGACUAGUCCGAGUCUGAGGCACCAAAAGGUUUCUGGCACCUGCAAAGCGCUCCAUCUCUUCCAAUGGUAGUAGUAUCUAUCUUUGCUACUGCGAUGUCAGUAAGUCACAAAGACCAUACAGUUGAACACAUGGAAAAUAAAGAUAGAGAAGUCAAGAGAGUAAGGGGUAGGUAAGUGUUGCAGCCUCACAAACAUAAGCUUAGAGCUUAUACACCGUGAAUCAGGCAGUACCGGUCUUUUAUUAUGGGGUUGAAGAGUGCACUUCAGUGUACAGUGAAACCUCGAUUUUAAGUUUUCUCGCAUUUUACAUUUUUUUUAUUUGUGGUCCCACCAAUUUGUAAUGCAUUUCAAUGGGUGCAUUUCCCUGAUUUUAAGUAAUAUUUUUCUGGAUUUUACAUCAAAAUUUUGUCCUGUUUCCAAAAACUGUUUUUUUUCCUCUAUGAAUGUUAAUAUUGUGAAAUAGAGGUUUAAAAUACUAACCAGUACCUGGGAAUUCAAAUUACAAAGGACUUCAAAGAAUGGGUCAUGGUCAACGCCAAAACGAUUCUCACAAAAUUGAAAAAAGAUUUGAUGUUCUGGGCCAAACAACCUAUUUCUUGGUUAGGGAAAAUUAAUGUGAUCAAAAUGAAUGUGAUGCAGAGACUCCUAUACAUGUUUCUAUGCUUACCUUUGCCUUUUCCUCCAUCCUGCCUCAAAUCCUUCCAAUCUAUUAUCACUAAAUCUGUAUGGAAUAAUAAACACACCCAGGAUCAGAAUGAGCACACUUUACAGAAAGAAGACAGAAGGAGGACUUGCUAUGCCAGACUGCCUACGAUACCACAGAGCAGCGAUCCUGAACAGAAUAAUUGAUUGGUCAUAUCACCUAGAUGACAAAGUGUGGAUUGAAAUUGAACAACAGUCCACGUGCACACACCUCAUCCACCUACCCUGGGUUGAUAAAAUACAUUGUCGAAUAAUCCACACAUCCCACCCAGCUCUAACUUAUACAAUGGAGGUCUGGGACGCGCUAAAGACUCAGAUGCAACUCUCAACCUCACAUUCUCCUCUCACUCCAGUGACCAAUAAUCUGGCAUUUCCACCCGCCUUAAAUUCUAACUGAUUCCAGGAGUGGCUAGUGGAUGGUCACCUUCAAAUGGCACAUCUCAUGAUAGAUAAUCAGACCUCGAGAAACUGAGACAAGCCAGACCAACCAGUCAAUUGCCUGAAUACCAAUACUACCAGAUUAAACAUUUCUAUCACUAUCUGGGCGGAAACACAUGCUUGGGCAGGAACCUUACAUCUUUUAAACAACUAUGUUUAGCCUCAGAUCCUACCAAACACCCUAUUUCAACAUUGUAUGGUCUUCAAACACAGCGAGACCUUAAGAAACACUUAAACGGGAAUUGGCUGUACACCUCACAUAAGAAGACGUCGGGACCGCAAUAAAGGCAUUGCUUUUCAGCUCACGAUGUUGCUAAAUUCAGGAGAUGAAUUACAAACUCCUAUCCAGGUGGUAUUACACACCUCAGAAAUUGAAGCAGAUUUACCCGACAGCUAACAACAUGUGCUGGAGGUGUAAAACAGACGUCGGCACACUUCUACAUAUUUUCUGGGACUGCAAUUUACUACGACCCUACUGGGAAUCGAUCCUAGAUGCUUGCUCUCAGAUACUAGGUCGAGAAAUAGUGCGUACUCCAGCCCAUUCCUUACUGAACUUGCCAAUAGAUUAUUCUUUAAUACCUUCUGACUCUACCUUAGAAAGAUUUCUGCUCAAUGCAGCUAAAAUUCUUAUACCAAAUAAAUGGAAGACGACCACUUCACCCUCUUUUUCGGAAUGGCUAGGUAAGGUAAAUGAACUGGCAAAGUUUGAAGAAUUCUCAGCAAGAACUGAAAGGCAAAACCAAUCUUUUAGAGACACAUGGCUACGGUGUUUCAUAUUUAGAGAUUCAGAAACAUACAAAAAACAUAGCCAGGGCACAAGCUAAAGUGCUCAACACACAUUGAACAUACAUAGAACCCGACUACUUAGCCCAGAGAUCAAUGCACCAUAUCCUGAGAUGCCCAUUCAAUUAGAUGUACGAAAGCAAUAUGUGGGAGCAAUUGCUGUAGGUAAAUCUAGGCAAUAGGGUAGUCCAUAUACUCUUUGACUUACUGAUACCACAUACUGCAGUAAGGAAUUUUAUAGUAUACUAUGAGAAAUUGUACUGUGAUAACAUGAUAAGUGAAUGCAGAUAUUUAUAUGCAACCAAUGUGUGGCAACCCCCCCUUUUACUUAUUUUUAAUUUCCCUUUUUUUUUUCCUAUUUGUAUACCCUUUUUUCCCUUUCUUUCUUCUGUAUCCCCCCUCCAUUUGUUGGAAAUCAUUACAAUAAAAACUAUUGAAAGAAAUUAAAAUACUAACCAGAUGUAUAUUUUGUCAUGGUUCUGCCUGUAAAUGGUCAAUUCCAAUUAGUCUGACCUUUAAACAGUCCUGCAC